AUGAGUAUCAUUCCGGGAAAAACGUGGCCAUGGCAAAAUUCAACCUCUAAUAUGAAGAGAGGAGCAUUCAUUGUCAUAGAAGGACUUGAUCGGGCUGGGAAAACAACACAAGUCAGGCGGCUGUGUGAUAAGCUAUAUUCCCUUGGGUACAACAUCAAAGAAAUCAAAUUUCCUGAUCGCACGUCACCAAUCGGCAAGAUGAUCGACAGUUAUCUCCAAGACUCUAUUCAAAUGGAUGAUCAUGCCAUCCAUCUCUUGUUCGCCGCGAAUAGAUGGGAAAAAUCAAAAUGGAUUCAAGAUAAUCUUUCGAAUGGCUACACAAUAGUAUGCGAUCGAUACUAUCAUUCAGGAAUGGUGUACAGUGCAGCAAAAAACGAUCAAUCACUCUCCCUCGAGUGGGCAAGGACAUGUGAUGUUGGACUGCCGUGUCCUGAUAUUGUCUUCUUUCUUGAUCUAGAGCCAUCUGAGGCAGAAAAGAGAGGUGGAUAUGGCGCCGAGAAAUACGAAAAGAAAGAAAUGCAAGAGCGGGUUAGAGGGAUAUUCCAUAGUCUACUUCAACUCGAUACACAAGAUGGACGCAUGCAGAUGAUUGACGCGGGGACAUCCGAAGACGUAGUAGAGUCCAAAAUCUUCAACGCGGUCAAUGGUUUUUUGGAAUCAAAGGAUGGAAUAGAGAUAAAAACCCAAAUCGGUAAACUUCAACCAUUGCCAUGA
Molecule: messenger RNA, 714 nt
Organism: Blumeria graminis f. sp. triticale
Lineage: Eukaryota; Fungi; Ascomycota; Leotiomycetes; Helotiales; Erysiphaceae
Source: the annotation of a GenBank genome assembly